Molecule: messenger RNA, 3122 nt
Organism: Lemur catta (Ring-tailed lemur)
Lineage: Eukaryota; Metazoa; Chordata; Mammalia; Primates; Lemuridae
Gene: SLC25A12
Product: solute carrier family 25 member 12
Exons: 18
Coding region: 271-2214 (647 amino acids)
Biological process (GO): L-glutamate transmembrane transport; aspartate transmembrane transport; malate-aspartate shuttle
Molecular function (GO): L-glutamate transmembrane transporter activity; calcium ion binding; L-aspartate transmembrane transporter activity
Source: RefSeq, a predicted model, not a curated record
GGGACCCUGUGUUUUGACGUUCUCGAUGGCCGGAGCAGAGCUUCUGUGGGGGUUGUUUUGAGUGCUACAAACACCUUAGUGCUGUUUUCCAUACCCUCGCUGCCCGAAAGGUUUUGGAGACUGGUUGGAAACUUUCCCCUUGGCCUGGACAAUGAUCCAAACCAGAGUCCUAGCUUUACCUAGGUGCAGACAACCAAGCGAGGUGAUCCUCAGGAGUUAAGAAACAUAUUUCUACAGUAUGCCAGUACUGAGGUCGAUGGAGAACAUUACAUGACCCCGGAGGACUUUGUUCAACGCUAUCUUGGAUUAUAUAAUGAUCCAAAUAGCAAUCCAAUGAUUGUGCAGCUCUUGGCAGGAGUAGCUGAUCAAACCAAGGAUGGGUUGAUCUCCUAUCAAGAGUUUUUGGCAUUUGAAUCUGUUUUAUGUGCUCCAGAUUCCAUGUUCAUAGUGGCUUUCCAAUUGUUUGACAAGAGUGGAAAUGGAGAGGUGACAUUUGAAAAUGUCAAAGAAAUUUUUGGACAGACUAUCAUUCAUCAUCAUAUCCCUUUUAACUGGGACUGUGAAUUUAUCCGACUGCAUUUUGGGCAUAACCGGAAGAAGCAUCUUAACUACACAGAAUUCACGCAGUUUCUCCAGGAGCUGCAACUGGAACAUGCAAGACAAGCCUUUGCACUGAAAGACAAAAGCAAAAGUGGUAUGAUUUCUGGUCUGGAUUUCAGUGACAUCAUGGUCACCAUUCGGUCUCACAUGCUGACUCCUUUUGUGGAGGAGAACUUAGUUUCAGCAGCUGGAGGAAGUAUCUCACACCAGGUUAGCUUCUCCUACUUCAAUGCAUUUAACUCCUUACUGAAUAACAUGGAGCUUGUUCGUAAGAUAUAUAGCACUCUAGCUGGCACAAGGAAAGAUGUUGAAGUCACAAAGGAGGAAUUUGCCCAGAGUGCCAUACGCUAUGGACAAGUCACUCCACUAGAAAUUGAUAUCCUGUACCAGCUUUCAGACUUAUAUAAUGCGUCAGGGCGUUUGACUUUGGCAGAUAUUGAGAGAAUAGCCCCAUUGGCUGAGGGGGCCUUACCUUACAACCUGGCAGAACUUCAGAGACAGCACUCUCAUGGGUUCGGCAGGCCUAUCUGGCUCCAGAUUGCCGAGUCUGCGUAUAGAUUCACUCUGGGCUCAAUUGCUGGAGCUGUGGGAGCCACUGCAGUGUAUCCUAUAGAUCUGGUGAAGACCCGAAUGCAAAACCAGCGUGGCAGUGGCUCUGUCGUGGGGGAGCUGAUGUAUAAAAACAGCUUUGACUGUUUUAAGAAAGUCUUGCGUUAUGAGGGCUUCUUUGGACUCUACCGGGGUCUGAUACCACAACUUAUAGGGGUUGCUCCAGAAAAGGCCAUUAAACUGACUGUUAAUGAUUUUGUUCGGGACAAAUUUAUCAGAAAAGAUGGCUCCAUUCCACUUCCAGCAGAAAUCCUUGCUGGAGGUUGUGCCGGAGGCUCUCAGGUCAUCUUUACGAACCCGCUGGAGAUAGUGAAGAUCCGUCUGCAGGUAGCUGGGGAGAUCACCACGGGACCCAGAGUCAGCGCCCUAAAUGUGCUCCGGGACUUGGGAAUUUUUGGUCUGUAUAAGGGUGCCAAAGCGUGUUUCCUCCGAGACAUUCCCUUCUCUGCAAUCUAUUUUCCUGUUUAUGCUCAUUGCAAACUACUUCUGGCGGAUGAAAAUGGACACGUGGGAGGUUUAAAUCUUCUUGCAGCUGGAGCCAUGGCAGGUGUGCCUGCCGCGUCUCUGGUGACCCCUGCUGAUGUCAUCAAGACAAGACUGCAGGUGGCCGCCCGCGCCGGCCAGACGACAUACAGUGGUGUCAUCGACUGUUUCAGGAAGAUACUCCGGGAAGAAGGGCCCUCAGCAUUUUGGAAAGGGACAGCAGCUCGAGUAUUUCGGUCCUCUCCCCAGUUUGGUGUUACCUUGGUCACCUAUGAGCUUCUCCAGCGGUGGUUUUACAUUGACUUUGGAGGCCUCAAACCCUCUGGCUCAGAACCAACACCUAAGUCCCGCAUUGCAGACCUUCCUCCUGCCAAUCCUGAUCACAUCGGUGGAUACAGACUUGCCACAGCCACUUUUGCUGGCAUUGAAAAUAAGUUCGGCCUUUAUCUCCCCAAAUUUAAAUCUCCUAGUGUUGCUGUGGUUCAGCCAAAGGCAGCAGCAGCAGCAGCAGCGGCGCAGUGAUGAGAUGAUUGUUGAGUGUGGCAACAUGGUGCCCUGAAGAGAGAGGCCUAGGAGAGCAGCCCUGUAACGAAUCCAGUCAGCUGCAUGGUGCUGACUGAGCGGAGGAGUCAAACUAUUCUUUCUAUAUGACAUAUACAUAUAUUUGUUUAUAAAGUAAUCAUUUGCCCAGGGGAAAAAACCACAACGCAGUUUCAAGCUUUAGUCUUACGUGUUGAAAUGUUUUUCUAAGCCUUGGCAUGAAUUAGUGUUCUAGACUCUGCUUUGCACAGCUUGCACUUACAGUGACUGUACAUAUUGUACAUCUUUGUACAGAGACAUCUUGGCACCUCAUCCCAACCAAUCACAUUUACAGAAACGUAAUGCGGUUCUGAGUGGCUUGAAAUGUACAGAAUGUUUUGAAAGUGUUUUAUUAAGAGUCACAUGAGAAUAAAUGUAUUAAAAUUAAAUUCAUUCUCUUAUUGGUGACUUAUGGAAAUAAAGCAUCAAUAUUAGAUGUAUUUAAUUCCUAGUUUGUUUUCCAUUCUGGAAUAAAAAGGUAUUUGCUGAUAAAAGGCAUAAUGAGACAUAGUGCUGACACCAUUCAAUAAGUGAUACUUUGGAAAGAUGCAUGCCAGUGGAUGCCAGAGGACCAGGAUGAUGACUUGCGUGUGCUGAUGUGUUUCCAUUUGUAUUUACCAUGUGUGUAGAUCCUCCUCUGUUCAUCAAUCAAAAAGCAUUUCCUAGACAGCUCUCUCCUGUCAGUGUGCAUAUGGAAACAGGGAUGUCUCCGGCAUUACUGGCUUAGUUUUGCUUUUCUUUGAAUAUAGCAAGGCAAAGGCCGAGUUUUCCGAAAGAGUAAAGGAUACUUUGGCAAUUUUCCUUCAUGUGGAUAUGAUUCCAAUCAAAAAUAAAAUGCACACCAAAAUGUA